AUGAUAAUGCGCCUUUCCAAAGCCCUAAUAGACAUGGAGAUGGCAGAUUAUAGUGCAGCUCUAGACCCGGCAUACACCACUCUGGAGUUUGAGAACAUGCAAGUGCUGGCUAUGGGCAAUGACACAUCUCCAUCAGAAGCAGCCAACAUCAACACUUCCAACAGCAUCGGGGUGAGCGCGCUGUGUGCCAUUUGUGGGGACCGAGCCACAGGGAAGCAUUAUGGAGCUUCCAGCUGCGAUGGCUGCAAAGGCUUCUUCAGGAGGAGUGUCCGGAAGAACCACAUGUAUUCCUGCAGGUUUAAUAGGCAGUGUGUGGUAGACAAAGACAAAAGAAACGAAUGCCAAAGGUCUGCGCUAGGUUUCAGUGUGCAUUGCCAUGAACGACCUGCAGCUCAGCCAAAAUACUCUCUUGCAGCUGUACAAAAUGAACGGGACAGAAUCAGCACCCGGAGAUCAAGUUACGAAGACAGCAGCUUGCCCUCCAUCAAUGUCCUACUGCAGGCAGAAGUCCUGGCACAGCAGAUAUCAUCCCCAGUUCCUGUGAUCAACAGUGACAUCCGAGGGAAGAAGAUUGCUAACAUCUCUGAUGUGUGUGAGUCCAUGAAGCAGCAGCUGCUGGUGCUAGUGGAGUGGGCCAAAUACAUCCCUGCCUUCUGUGAGCUGCCCCUGGAUGACCAGGUAGCACUGCUGCGUGCACAUGCAGGGGAACAUCUGUUACUGGGAGCUGCCAAGAGGUCCAUGGUGUUCAAGGAUGUCUUGCUGCUAGGAAAUGAUCACAUCAUCCCCCGGAACUGCCCCGAGCUGGUGGAGGUGAGCCGCGUGGCUCAUCGCAUCCUGGACGAGCUGGUCCUCCCCUUCCAGGAGCUGCAGAUAGAUGAUAAUGAAUAUGCCUGCUUGAAAGCCAUCAUCUUCUUCGACCCAGAUGCCAAAGGACUGAGCGACCCCUCCAAGAUCAAGAGGAUGCGGUACCAGGUGCAGGUCAGCCUGGAGGACUACAUCAACGACCGGCAGUACGACUCACGGGGCCGCUUCGGGGAGCUGCUGCUGCUGCUGCCUGUGCUGCAGAGCAUCACCUGGCAGAUGAUAGAGCAGAUCCAGUUUGUCAAGCUCUUUGGCAUGGUUAAGAUUGACAACCUGCUGCAGGAGAUGCUGCUGGGAGGCUCGUCAAGUGAAACACCACAUGCUCACCACCCCCUGCACCCUCAUCUGAUCCAGGAGAACAUGGGAACAAACGUCAUUGUGGCCAACACAAUGCCUCCUCAGAUGCACAACGGGCAGAUGUCUACUCCAGAAACUCCACAGCCAUCUCCACCUGCAGGGUCAGGACCAGAGCAGUACAAGUUGUUGCCUGGAGCCAUUGCAACUGUGACAAAACAGCCAACCUCCAUCCCACAACCUGCCAUCACGAAACAGGAGGUCAUCUAG
Messenger RNA from Acanthisitta chloris (rifleman), 1425 nucleotides. RefSeq names its product hepatocyte nuclear factor 4, alpha (gene HNF4A). The record is from RefSeq and is a predicted model, not a curated record. NCBI's taxonomy places the organism in Eukaryota, Metazoa, Chordata, Aves, Passeriformes, Acanthisittidae. Bases 1 to 1425 code for a protein of 474 amino acids. Gene Ontology annotation, biological process: anatomical structure development; positive regulation of transcription by RNA polymerase II; cell differentiation. The transcript is spliced from 10 exons. Gene Ontology annotation, molecular function: RNA polymerase II cis-regulatory region sequence-specific DNA binding; zinc ion binding; nuclear receptor activity.